This is a messenger RNA of Pollicipes pollicipes, 620 nucleotides long. RefSeq lists its product as uncharacterized. Lineage: Eukaryota; Metazoa; Arthropoda; Thecostraca; Pollicipedomorpha; Pollicipedidae. The record is from RefSeq and is a predicted model, not a curated record. The transcript is spliced from 4 exons. The coding region runs from base 76 to 543 and encodes 155 amino acids.
GGCGCGCUCUGCGCUCUCCCCUCGGAGGGCCGGCCGCCGCGCCGCCGGCCCGGACCGCUGAUCAGUGUCCGCACCAUGGCCGCGCAUGUGAUCCUGUGUGCGGCGCUGCUGGCCUCGGCGCUGGCCUCCCCGCUGCCGCAGGAGGACGUGGUCGAAGCCGUCCCGCUGGAGGCGGAGUUCGACGAGGCUCAGCUGGGCAGCGUCAUCAUCCGGCCGCCUCGCGUCGAGAAGGUCACGCACGUCACGUCCAAUCACCAGUACCAGAAGCUCUAUCCCAAGAACGGCAAAUACAAGUUCGGCUUUGACGACGACAAUCAGUUCCGGGUGGAGGAGCGACUCGGAAACGGCCAUCUUCGGGGCAUUUAUGGAUACAAGAACGAAGACGGGUCCAUCACAGCCUUCAUGUACACGUACGACGGCGAGCGGUACAAGCAGGUACCAUACACGGUGGAGGACAUUCCUGAUGACCUACGGAUCGCCCCCGAAGCUCAAGGACCGCCGCGAUUCGUCCGGGGGAACCCGGAGAUUAUCGAUGCGGAGUAGCCGGCGGUCGCCUACUGCAGCAGCGCCAUCCUGUGCAUAUUUCCGGAGGCAAGAUUAAUCACAGCUGCAAAUUUUUA